Molecule: messenger RNA, 1633 nt
Organism: Nezara viridula (southern green stink bug)
Lineage: Eukaryota; Metazoa; Arthropoda; Insecta; Hemiptera; Pentatomidae
Source: the annotation of a GenBank genome assembly
UAAAUAUCGAUUUAAUUUAUACUCAGAUCAUUUCUGUAAAAUACAUGGAGUGUGGUGGUGUGCAUUCUUGUCGCGGUUGAACUUCUACAAGGCAUGACUUCAUCAAAGUCCUCCCAGUAUAUCUACACCCUAGCAGUGACGAUAGUAGUUAUCGCUGGAGGCACCGUGAUUGGCUGGAGCUCACCUGCUCUUCCACAACUUCAAUCGCCUGACUCUGAUGUCCCACUCACCCCUGAGGAAGGAUCAUGGGUGGGUUCUCUCCUCACAAUAGGAUGCUUCUUAGGAGCCCUGCCAGCAGGAUCUAUCGCAGAUUGUCUCGGUAGGAAGUGGGCUAUAAUGAGCAUGACCAUCCCUAUCCUUACAUCUUGGGUCAUGAUUUUCUUUGCUAAAACUGCAAUGAUAUUCUACAUCGCACGACUGAUUGGUGGAUUAGGACUUGGAGCUUUGUGUACCUUGGUCCCUAUGUAUAUCGGGGAAAUUGCGGAAGAGAGUAUUAAAGGUACUCUGGGUACUGGGUUCCAGCUAAUGUUGGUCGUUGGUAUUGUUUAUGCCUACAGUGUUGGAGCAGCUGUGAAAUACACGAUGCUGCCUUUACUUUGCGGAAGCAUUAACGUAAUAUUCCUAAUUGCGUUCUUCAUGGCACCUGAGAGCCCCGUUUGGCUAGUGGUAAAAGGUCGACGGAGGGAAGCUGAAGCCUCGCUCCGCCGCCUUCGAGGAGCUUCACACGAUAUUACUGGGGAGAUGGAAGCUGUCGAAGAAGAGUUCGCAAAACAAAAUGAGAUGAAUGUUCCAUUUUUCCAAGCGAUAUGCACAAGAGCCGGUAUUCUGUCCUUCACCAUGUGCCUCGGAUGUAUGUUUUUUCAGCAGGUGUCAGGAAUAAAUAUUGUAAUUUUCUAUGCGGGAAAUAUCUUCAAGGAUGCUGGAAGCAGUUUAGAUCCGGCUAUCGCAGCCAUCUUGAUACCCCUUACCAUGACAUUCGCGACCAUUGUUUCAGCUUUGCUCGUUGACCGCCUCGGCAGAAAGAUACUGCUCCAGAUUUCUGCGGGAGCUAUGAUCAUCUGCCUUGGUGUUCUUGGCUACUUUUUCUAUAUGAAAGAUAACGGUCAAGAUAUCUCCAAUAUUGGAUUGGUUCCGAUAGGCGCAAUGAUCCUCUAUGUGUUGCUCUUCGGUAUUGGAUACGGUCCCAUUCCUUGGAUGAUAUCCAGUGAACUUCUUCCUCCCGAAAUCAAAUCCACCUGCUCAGGCAUCGCAGCCGGUUUCAAUUGGCUCGUAGCAUUCGUUGUUACAAAAUCAUUUCAACCACUUGUGGCAGGAGUCGGCUCCGCCGUAACUUUCUGGAUUUUUUCUGGAUUUAACGCUCUAUCUCUCAUUUUCGUAACUUUUGUUUUAUUAGAAACUAAGGGUAAAAGUAUAGCUGAAGUACAAGAGAUUCUCAGCGGCAAGAAAAUCUGAACAUUUCGUAGUUAAAUCGAAACCAUGUGUAAAAGAGCCAGUAUUCAGUCCUUCGACAUGUGCGUCGAAUUUAUGGCAUGAAUCUUCGAUGGUUUAUGUUGGUAUGUGAAUAAUAAAUAUAUGAUAUAUUUUACAUUUAUUUAAUUUAUUAUAUUUUUUAAUAAAAGUUAUUUAUACAACU